CACUCGCUAAAACCAAAACGCCGCUCUUCCUGCCGCCCUAUCAGCCUCCUGCCCCUCUCCCCCUCUGCCUGCUCUCAGUUCCUCCUGGCCUCCCUGCUCCACUCGCCUCCGCCCCCUACCCCCGACCCCCGGGAGUGCAGCUUUUUCUCCAGGCGGAUGUCCACUAGCAUGGGGACCGUAGCUGGCGAUGAAGGGGCCCGUGGGGUCCCCCAGCCCACCCACAUCGACGUGCACAUCCACCAGGAGCCCGCGCUGAACCUGAGCUGCCUGCUGCGGCCUUCUGCCCUCCACGCCCCCCCUCAGACCGCGGGCAGCAGGCGGCUGCUGGUGGCCUCUGCGGUGCUGCAGAUCGUGCUGGGGCUGCUGAGCGGGGCCUUGGGAGGACUGGGCUGCCUCUCAUUGUACCAGCCCUGGCCCUUCCUGGUCAUCUCCCAGGCUGGUAUCUGGGCAGGGGCUGUGGCCAUGCUGGCUGGAGUCUCCGUCUUCAUUUACGAGAAACGGGGUGGCAUCCUCUGGGCCCUGCUGAAGACCCUGCUGGCCCUGGCAGCUUUCGGCACCGCCAUUGGCGCCACCUACACCGGGGCAUAUUAUUUCGUGGACGGAAGAUAUCUGUUCUUCAAUUUGUGCAGACCCCGCAACACCUGGCUGCCCACCGCGGCCCCCACCACCCCUGAGAGCGACCACAGGUGGCGCCUGUGCCAGUCCUACAUGGGCAUGUUCCAGGCCCUGAUCACAGGCCUUCAGACCAUACUGUUGAGCAUCUGGGUUCUGCUGAUUCUCACAUCUCUGGUCCCCCCGAUGCUGUUCUGCUGGAGAAAAUGCCGACCCAAGGCGGAAAAAGACCAGAAGGCACUGCUGGGAACCAGUGAAAUGUAGCCCUGCCUCUCCUGAGUGCUCGCACCUGGAGCUCCUUCUGCACCGGGCGUCUGCACCAGGCCCGGGACAUGCAACCCCGCAGCGGCCCCAGUUGUCCUCGGCCACAACCCUGCCCCACCAGCUAUCACAGCGCCUCUGGCCCAUUCCCUGCACACCCUCACCACCCUGCCCCGCUUCCUGUCCCCUCUGAGCAGUCAUGAUAAUAAACUCUCAAGUUGUGCCUCCCAGCUUCUCGCAUAGUCGCGCUUCCUCGUUGCCCUGGCCGCAGGGGUCGUGGGACAUGAACGGAGAGCGAGCCCACUCCCAGCCUCCUCUCUGUGUCGAGAGUUGCUGGCCCACUGUGGUUUUGUAAAAUGUACCCAUGUACAGUUUACAAGAGAGACCUCUAAGGCAAGGACACAGAAAGAUCGAGAGUAAGAGGAUAGGCAAUACAUAGCAGUUAAAUUGGUACAGCUCUAUUACAGUCAGACUUGAAGGCAAAGAGCAUUCUUAGAGAUAAGGAGGCCAGGUGUGGUCAGUCUUGUGCCAUUUUCUCCUUCCUUUUCCCAAUUCGUUCGUUCCUUCCUGGGACCGGGACCCCAUACCUCCAGCUAGAGGGGACAGCUCGUGGCCAGGAGGAUAUGCAAGAGCCACAAGCUGGAGAUGGUGCCAGAGCAGCCCUGGAUGGCUUCCCUUUGAACAUCUUUAGAUGAGAAAAAUAAACCCCUGGCUGAUUUUUUGAAAAGAAAAAUCAAACCAGUGACAAUAGCAACAGAACUGUAGGAAUGUCGUUAACUAGGAAUAAACCGAGACAUCCAAGAC
Messenger RNA from Pteronotus mesoamericanus, 1677 nucleotides. It is a transcript of the gene TMEM176A, whose product is annotated as transmembrane protein 176A. Gene Ontology annotation, cellular component: membrane. Lineage: Eukaryota; Metazoa; Chordata; Mammalia; Chiroptera; Mormoopidae. The coding region runs from base 157 to 876 and encodes 239 amino acids. The record is from RefSeq and is a predicted model, not a curated record. The transcript is spliced from 7 exons.